AUGGUGGAUUCUGAGUUUGUGAUGAGGGCGCCCCCUCUGGAUGGGAGGGAUAUGGAGCUGAAUGUGCUGGGCUUCCUGGACUCUCUGGGGGAGGACAACACCACAGCAGCAGAGAGGUGCUACCGCUCCCACUCCCGCAGCAGUGUCCUGCAGGGCCUGCCUUUUGGAGGGGUGCCCACAGUCCUCGCCAUCAAUGUUGUCCUGUGGCUGUUUCUUUUGCUGAUCUUUUCCUUUUUGAGGAAGGCUGCGUGGGACUAUGGCCGCCUGGCUCUAUUGAUGGAGAAUGACAGUCUCACGUCCCUGUUCUACGGAGAGCAGAGUGAGAAGGAGAAGUCCCCGUCAGAGUCCAGCCCGUCAGACUCAGACACCAAGGACUUGGGCUUCUGCUCUUGGCUUACAACACUUUACCAUAUGAAGGAUGAGGAGAUCAGGAGUAAGUGUGGUGUCGAUGCUACGACCUACCUGUCCUUCCAGCGCCACAUCAUCCUGCUCAUGACUGUGGUCUGCCUGCUGUCUGUGGCCAUCAUCCUGCCUGUCAACUUUUCCGGAAACCUCCUAGGGGAUAAUCCUGAAAAUUUUGGAAGAACGACUGUGGCUAAUCUUUCUGCGAAGGACAGCUUCCUGUGGCUCCACAGUAUCUUUGCUCUGCUCUACUUCAUCAUCACAGUGCUGUGUAUGGCCCACCACUCUUCACGCCUGGAGUACAGAGAGGACGAGAAGGUGGCCAGGACUCUCAUGAUCACCUGCAUCCCCAGAGAGAUCUCAGACCCAGGCCUCAUCACCAAACACUUCCAUGAGGCCUACCCCAGCUGUACUGUCACUGACCUCCGCUUCUGCUUCAACGUACACAAACUGAUGAGGCUUGACUCUGAGAGACGAAAGGCGAUGAAAGGAAGGCUGUAUUUUGCCACUAAGGCCCAGAAGGAGGGGAAGAUCAUGAUUAAGACCCACCCCUGUGCUACCAUCUUCUGCUGUGAUGUGUGCGGUUUUGAGCAGGUGGAUGCAGAGCAGUACUACAGUGAGUUAGAGGAGAAACUGACUGAUGAGUUUAAUGCAGAGAAGCAUCGCAUCUCGCUCAUGAGGCUGGGCAUCGCCUUUGUGACCUUUCGGGACGAAAGGAUGACUGCUGUUAUUGUCAAGGACUAUAGCAGGGUCCGUUGCCGUCAGAAACCCCAGCAGUCAAGCAUCACCACGGUAGUUCAGUCUCACAGGUGGGGUGUAGACUACGCCCCGGCACCAAGCGACAUCAUCUGGGAGAACCUCUCAGUGUGUGGCUCCCGCUGGUGGCUCCGCUGCGUCCUGCUCAACAUCCUCCUCUUCCUCAUCCUCUUCUUCCUCACCACUCCCGCCAUCAUCGUCAACACCAUGGACAAGUUCAACAUCACCCGGCCUGUGGACAGCCUGAGGAGCCCGAUCAUCACUCAGUUCUUCCCUACUCUAUUGCUCUGGGCGUUCUCUGUCCUGCUGCCCUUCAUAGUCUACUACUCUGCCUUCUUCGAGUCUCACUGGACCAGAUCCAGUGAGAACCAGAUCACGAUGCACAAGUGCUUUGUACUGUUGGUGUUCAUGGUGAUCAUCCUGCCCUCGCUGGGUCUCUCCAGUCUGGAUCUGUUCUUCAGGUGGCUGUUUGAUGUCAACUUCCUGGAAGACAAGGAUGUUAAAUUGGAGUGUGUGUUCCUGCCUGAUAACGGCGCGUUCUUUGUAAACUACGUGAUCACGUCCAGCCUGAUCGGCACGGCCAUGGAGCUGCUGCGCAUCCCAGCUCUGAUGGUGUAUGCUCUGCGUCUCUGUUUGGCCAAGCCCGGGGCCGAGCGCAUCCACGUCAAACGGAGCCAGGCCUAUGAGUUCCAGUUUGGUCUGGAGUACGCCUGGUCCAUGUGCAUCUAUGCUGUUAGCAUGACUUACAGUAUCACCUGUCCCAUCAUCAUGCCCUUUGGGCUGCUCUACCUGAUCCUAAAACACAUGGUGGACCGUUACAACAUCUACUAUGCCUACGUGCCCACCAACCUCAACCAGCGCAUCCACACUGCAGCCAUCAGCCAGGUCAUCGUGGCACCCAUCCUCUGCAUGUUCUGGCUCCUGUUCUUCUCUGUGCUCAGGCUGGGCCCAAUGUGUCCCAUCACCCUCUUCACCUUUGUGUCGCUGCUCUCCUGCCUUGUCUUCUCCCUCUUCGGCCUAUGCCUUAGGAAACAGCCUGACAAGUCAUCAAGCUACCAGCUGUUUGUGGCAUCUGUGUUGCUGGAGCCAGAGCUAGGCCUGACCCCCAUGCCCUCUCCAGCUCACCAGAGCUACGGGACCAUGGCCAGCUCCCAGGACAGAGAGGAGCAAGAGGAGGAAGACGACCAGGUUGAGACUGUCGAGACCAAGCUCCAGGACCCUCCAAACCCCUAUUACUCCAGCCCCCUCAUGGACAGCCCACCCCCUCAUGGACAGCCCAGUGGGCUACCAGUGACUCAGACCCCUAUUACUCCAGCCCCCUCAUGGACAGCCCAGUGGGCUACCAGUGACUCAGACCCCUAUUACUCCAGCCCCCUCAUGGACAGCUCAGUGGGCUACCAGUGA
Salvelinus namaycush (lake trout) is the source of this 2562-nucleotide messenger RNA. RefSeq names its product transmembrane protein 63C (gene tmem63c). NCBI's taxonomy places the organism in Eukaryota, Metazoa, Chordata, Actinopteri, Salmoniformes, Salmonidae. The record is from RefSeq and is a predicted model, not a curated record. Gene Ontology annotation, cellular component: plasma membrane. The transcript is spliced from 22 exons. Bases 1 to 2562 code for a protein of 853 amino acids. Gene Ontology annotation, molecular function: calcium-activated cation channel activity.